CGCGGGCGCGGAGCCGCCAUGCGCGGGGCCGCCGGGCGUGCGCUGCCGCCGCAGUCGUCCUCGUCGUCGUCGUCGUCGUCGUCGUCGCCGCCGUCCUCGUCGUCGUCGUCGCCGUCGUCGUCGCCGCCGCCGCCGCCGCCGCCGCUCUUGCCGUUGUUACUGCUGCUGGCGGCGGCGGCGGGACCGGGCGGCGGCGAGGAAGCGAUCCAGUGCCCGCCGUGCUCGGAGGAGCGGCUGGCUCGUUGCAAAGCACCGCAGGGUUGCGCGGAGCUGGUGCGGGAACCGGGCUGCGGUUGCUGCGCGACCUGCGCCCUCGGCCGCGGCACCCCCUGCGGCGUUUACACCGCCCGCUGCGGCGCCGGGCUCCGGUGUUACCCGCCCCGCGGCGUACCGAGGCCCCUGCACACCCUCAUGCACGGCCAGGGGGUCUGCACGGACCUGGCCGACGUCGAGGCCAUCCAGGAAAGCCUCCAGCCCCCAGAGAAGGAGGAGGUCGACCACCCCAACAACAGCUUCAGCCCCUGCAGCAUCCACGACCGCAAGUGCCUGCAGAAGCAGCAGGCGAAGCGGGUCAACAACGGCAACAAGAUGCGCAACAGUGGGAGCCCGUACCACCGCGAGGAGACGCGGCCCAUAGCACAGGGCUCGUGCCAGAGCGAGCUGCACCGGGCGCUGGAAAGGCUGGCCGCCUCGCAGACCCGCACGCACGAGGACCUGUACGUCAUCCCCAUCCCCAACUGCGACCGCAACGGCAACUUCCACCCCAAGCAGUGUCACCCGGCGCUGGACGGGCAGCGGGGCAAGUGCUGGUGCGUGGACCGCAAGACGGGGGUGAAGCUGCCGGGUUUCCUGGAGCUGAAGGGGGACUUGGACUGUCACCAGCUGGCGGAUAGCAUGUGAGCACGACCGUGGCGGCCCCGCGCCACGCCACGGCCAGGACACCCACCGGGGCUGCAUAGGAGAGGAAGAGAUGGGACGCGAUUGCCGAGCAGCUCCCCGGUGCCGGGGGACCGCGGCACGGGCCCCGGAUCGCCGCUGUGCUCUGCGCCAUGGGCUGCCUAUGGCACGGGGCACGGCACGGCGACCUGCGCCACGACCACUAGCCAGCCGCCACUGCCGAGGGGUCCCCGGCACGUGCCAGCGGCACCUCCAUCCCGCACGGACGCUUGCUUGGACGGAUGCUGCCCUGGGGCUGGUGUCAGGCCGCCCGAGCGGAGCGGGUGGAGAGCACCCACGAUGCAGCCGCCCCUCGGUGCUGCUCCCGCCGGCUCCGAUGUCUGCCCACCCCGCGGUGCCCCCCCCGGCUUUCGCCCCAGCCCCUCCGUGCCGCGGCACUGCCGGGGGACCCGGAGGCCGAUGGCUGCGGCAGAGGCUCGGCUGCUGCCCUGGUCCAGCCCGGCCCCGCAGGCGGCCACGGACACGCCGGCUCCUCGUGGGGUGCCGCGGCGGUACCCCUGCCCGCAGUGCCUUGCCGUCCACACCAGACCUCUGCGUGCGGCUGCUGGAGAAGUGCCUCAUCCUGCCCUCCCCGGUGGCGGGAGGCUGCCCAGGCAAGGACCGGUCGCGGAGGGGGGCCCGGAGAGACCCCCCCCCCUUGCCACCGCCUGCCUGGGACCCUCCCCGCCUCCAUCUCACCCAAAGCGUGUGCGUGCGAUGGGCAUCAUCGCAGCCGCACAAAGCAAUAAGAGACCUUCCCCCUCCGUGCUGCAGCCCCCCCAGCCCCAUAGCCCGGGUACUGCCUGCCCCACAGCCCAGCCCUGUCCCGCUCCCUGCGCAGGGACAGAGCUGGCGGCCGCAGCCUUUUCCUCCCGUCCGUCCCGUCUCCCCCUGCCCCGUCCCCAGCUACCGUCCCCGGGGCGAGGGGGGGCAGGCACCCCCAGGCGUGCGGGGGUGCGUCCCUGCGGGCGCUGGGUCCAAGGGGAGGGUUGGGGGGCAAGGGACACCCAGGAAACACCUCCCAGCAGGAAGGGCUUCUUUUGUUUGUUUUUUUUUUUUUUCUUCCCCAAAGAUUUUUAAUAUUUGAAAAAUGUUGUUGGUGGGUUCUUAAAACUGACUGUGUGGCCCCUGAGGCAGAAAUCCUCCAUCUCCACGGAGCGGGGUACUGCCGGUGAUGGUUUCUGUCUUCUCUUCUUCCAACUUGGCCAGCGUGACAAAACCGGGCUGAAUUUCUGGAACGUCUCAGUGACAGGAUCUGCAGAUUUCGCCAGCACAAAGUUCUCAGCUGAGAAAUUGUCACUAUUUUUGUAGCUAUAUUUUUUCUUCUUUUUUUUUGAGCUGGGCUGGAAAUUUUUCACCUAAAUGUCUUUUAGGCGAGAAAUGGCCGUGCUGGCUGCCAUGGCAAGUGUGCCAAAGACGGAGGGGAUUUUGCCAAUCCCCACCCCCCAGCUCCAUGGCCACAGUGGGAGGUUUUGGUUUUCCGUGUGGGUUUGCCCCGUGCAUGCCAGUGGGUGCCAAGGCCCCUGAUGGGAACGAAAUGUUUCCGUUUUAGUGAAACACCCUCCUGCCCCGCGCCGGUCCCCGACAGCUCCCCGGCAUGGCAAGGCAUGGCAUGGCACGGCACGGCACAGCACGGCACAGCAGCUCCCUGGCACUGGUGGGGACGUCCCCAUGUCUCUUGGCAGGGGCGCGGGUGGCACGGGGAUUGGCAAGUGCUGCGGUCGCGUUGGCCAGGGCUGGCUGGACAGCGAGGAUGGAACGAGCUGGGGUGGGGGCUGGCACCAGGCUCAGCAUCGCAGCUCAUCGGCACGGCUUCGCCUGGCUUCUCACCUGGGUGACAGUGUCCCCGUGUCACGCCCCGUGUCCCGAGGUGCACGUGUCCCAGUGUGGCCCCAGUAACUCCCACCGUGUGUCCGGUGGGGCUGUGCUCCUGCCCCCGCCCCGCUGCAAACCGCCGUCCCCGGCAGGGUCCCACAGAGCUGUCGAGCCACCGGCUGCAUCCCUGCUCGGUGCCUCACCGGGCUCCUGCCAAAAUCCCCCAAUUGCCCUGGUACCCCGCCAGACCCCCUGCCUGCCCUCGUGCCCUGCCGGACCCCCUGCCUGCCCCGGCGCCCGCCCGGCUGGCUGUGUGUGGCCCCGCUCGGCGGAGGCUGCGCACAACUUCCAAACUGAGUCAAUUUGCCAGGAUGGUGGUCGGUGAGGACGGGGGUCCCUGCCCCUGCCGGAGCCCCCUGCGCCCCAGUACCACCGUGGAAAGGAUGGGUUUCCCAGGGCGAGGGGAGGUGCUGUUGGGGACCAUGGCCGGUCACGGUGCUGGUCCCGUGUGGCCGUGCCGGCAGCACCACGGUGGGGUGCAGGAUGCAGUGGGCAGCCCCAGCCCGCCGGGCUCAGCCGCCCGGACCCUCCCUGCAUGCGGCCAGGGCAGCGCUGGCAGAUCCAGUGGAGCCUCUCCUGGUUUUGGGGUGGCCGGGAGGCGGCCAGGCAGGGGCCGGGGAUGCCAGCGCUUGCCAGGGCAUGUUCUGUGUCCAGCUCAGAGGGCUCCAGCAUUUUGUAUCGUUUCUCCUGUAGUUUAAGGCUGUAUUUACACAUGAUCAUAUACCAGCGUAAGGCUCCCCAACCCCAGCGGUGUUUUUCUGCGCCGAUGUGAUUUCUGUCAGUUCCUCCUGGGCCAAGCCUGUCCCUUCGGACUCCCAUGUAGCACCAACCCUCUUUUACAGUAAACUUGAACCUUUGUAUCAUCAAAAAGAAAAAAAGAAGAUAAUUACUGUA
Molecule: messenger RNA, 3705 nt
Organism: Aquila chrysaetos chrysaetos
Lineage: Eukaryota; Metazoa; Chordata; Aves; Accipitriformes; Accipitridae
Gene: IGFBP4
Product: insulin like growth factor binding protein 4
Exons: 4
Coding region: 19-900 (293 amino acids)
Biological process (GO): regulation of insulin-like growth factor receptor signaling pathway
Cellular component (GO): extracellular region
Molecular function (GO): insulin-like growth factor I binding; insulin-like growth factor II binding
Source: RefSeq, a predicted model, not a curated record